GGGCCGUAAAAUAAAUUAAAAAAAAAAAAUCUUAGCGAGUUUUUGUAGAAUUCUUUUUUUGAUUGGUGGUGAAAAUAAAUUUUAAACAAAUAAAUGUAGAUCAACAAACGUAAACUUCACUUACAGUGAUCGUUCAGGCGUGUAAUUAAUAACAAAAGUGAAAAUAGGUAUAUCAAUGGCUGACGAAGAACGACUUCAACGAAUUAAAGCCGGAGCAUUUUUAGCUACAAUCGCUGGUAUUUCUGCUUUUGCGGGAUUUGGAACGACUUUGGCAGCAGCAAAAAAAACUGAUCCAAAAUAUUUCAAUAAAGGAAUACAUGGCAGUGUUGAAUUAGCGGAUGCAGGUGCCUUGCUGGCACUAAGAGCACUGGGUUGGGGGACACUGUAUGCAAUUGGUGGUACAACAUGUUUAUGCUAUGGCAUAUGGAAAUUAUCAGGUGCUAAAGAUCUAAAAGACUUCAGAAUCAAAAUGGGAAACCUUCUUCCAAUUUUACCAAAAAAUAAUCCACCACAAUCUAGAACAGAAUUCAGCGGAAUGAAUGAUUUAAUGAAAUAUUUGUCAGAAGAAUAUGGAAAUAAAAAAAUGCAAGAUGUAACAGAUAAAUAAAGGAUUUAUUGUUUUCAGCUCAAUCAUUAAAUUGUUUCAUUAUUUAAA
This is a messenger RNA of Maniola jurtina (meadow brown), 655 nucleotides long. RefSeq names its product transmembrane protein 242. NCBI's taxonomy places the organism in Eukaryota, Metazoa, Arthropoda, Insecta, Lepidoptera, Nymphalidae. The transcript is spliced from 4 exons. The record is from RefSeq and is a predicted model, not a curated record. Bases 176 to 607 code for a protein of 143 amino acids.